Molecule: messenger RNA, 1387 nt
Organism: Onthophagus taurus
Lineage: Eukaryota; Metazoa; Arthropoda; Insecta; Coleoptera; Scarabaeidae
Product: NKAP family protein CG6066
Biological process (GO): regulation of gene expression
Cellular component (GO): nucleus
Molecular function (GO): chromatin binding
Source: RefSeq, a predicted model, not a curated record
UGAAUUGAUGACGUUUCAAUUUAUAUUGAGGUUAUGUUAAAUUGUCAAAAUAAUUAAUUUAUUAAGAAAAUCGUAAAAUACAUUAUUAAUUAACAUUUGACGUUUUAAUUUAUAUUGAGGUUAUGUUAAACCGUCAUAAACAUUGAUUGUAAAAUAUCUCGUUAAAAUGAGUAGUAAACCAUAUAGAAGGCGUUCAAGAUCACCAAUUUCUUCCUUAAGACGUUCUAAAGAGCAUAAAAGAUCGAGAUCUAGAUCAGGUACAAGGCAUCGAGAUGAAAAAUAUUCAGAACAUAACCUCUAUAAAAGUAGAGAGAAUGGUUUCGAUCGAAAAUUCAAGUAUCAUUCGAAAUCGCAAGAAGAGGAGUUUAUGGAGGCGCGUAGACAAGAAAGGGAAUUAAUUGGGGUACAAGAUUGUCCUCAUAUUUGGGGGAAAAGUCCUACAAUGGAAGAAAUAAAAACGAGUUCAUCGGGGAGUGAAUCUGAUGAUAAAGAAAUAAUUAGAGAGAAAAAGGAAAAGAAAAAGCGGAAAAAAGAGAAAAGUAAGAAAAAUAAAAAGGAGAAGAAACGAAAAAAAGAUAAAAAGAAAAAGAAAAAAGUGUCUUCCUCCAGUUCUAGUGAUGAUAACCAAGAAGACGAAUGGGUUGAAAAAGAUUUAAACAAAAUUAAAACCAAAAAAACAUCAGACGAUGAAGACGACGCAAUCGGACCAGAACAAAAACCUUUAACAACUUUAUCACAUAAAGAAAUGGGGAAGGCUUUAUUACCUGGAGAAGGAGCAGCUAUGGCUGCUUAUGUAGCAGAAGGAAAAAGAAUCCCAAGAAGAGGAGAAAUUGGGUUAACCUCCGAUCAAAUAGCCUCGUACGAAUCGGUUGGAUAUGUUAUGUCCGGCUCAAGACAUCGAAGAAUGGAAGCUGUGCGAAUAAGAAAAGAAAAUCAAAUCUAUUCCGCCGAUGAAAAACGCGCUUUGGCUAUGUUUAGUAAAGAGGAAAGAAGCAAAAGAGAAAAUCUUAUUUUAGGACAAUUUAAGGAAAUGGUUAAAUCGAAAUUAGGCGAAAAAAAGGAUUAGGUUUUAAUUAUUUUAUUACAAUAAUUAUGUAUGAUAAGUUUUUUAACGUCAUUUCUAAUUAAUUUACUAAAAAAUAAAAAAAUUUAAUUUUGACGUUUUACAUAACCUCAAAAAAACGAUUUAGUCCCAAUUGUAAGCAAAAAUCUUGAUGAUUGGAGAUUGCUUAUUUAUAAAUGAUUCCAUUUUUUAAUUAUGUAACGGAUUAGCUCAUUAAUAAAAAGAUUUUAUUUAUUUAAAUUAAUGUUGGGUGUAAAUUCUUGUAAGGUGGCGACAUCUCUUAGCUUCUAACGUAGAGGUAUUAACGCAAAAUUAUUUAAAAUA